AGAGGAUGGCGGACCAGAACAGGCAAAUCAAACUCGCUGCAGCCAAGAAAAAGCUGAAGGAGUUUCAACAGAAGACAACCCCAUCCACAGGAAGUGCUGGACCAAAGAAGAAGAGGAAGGUUAAAGCAGGCGUUCAGCUGGAUGCAGCUGCGGACAGACACUCGCCGGACAAUGUGAGUCAGAUUGAGAAUAUUCUCAAAGUUAUGGUGUCUGAUCUUAGUCUGACUAAUGGAGUGUCUCAGCCUCCAUUUGUCAACAACAGUCAGGAUGAUGUGGAUGCGGUGGACCGGGUCUCGCAGGAGCUGGAGGAGACCAGCGCUGAACCCGUCUCUAACCCUGCUUCUGCUAUUAACUCUGAUAACCCUGGCCUGCAGCAGAAGUACACAGGAGAUGCAAACGGCGAUGAACAUCCUCUGGAAGAUAACAGGCCGCUGUCGUCCACCGAGAGCCUGAGACAGAUUUCCCAGCAGCUCAAUGGACUGCUGUCUGAGUCAACAACAUACAUCAAUGGAGACAGCGGUCCGCCGACGGUCAGCGAGAAGGAACUGGAGACGCGCAACCAGGAGCUGGCAGUGGCUCUGGACUCCAGCGCGCUCACAAACACUCAGCUCUCGUCCAAACUCGAGACACUGACGAAGCAGUCUCAGGAGCUUUCUGAUCAACUACAGAAGGAGCGGAAAGAGUUUGAGCAGAAGUUCACUAAGGAGCAAGGAGCGAUGCGUGAACAGCUACAGGUUCACAUUCAGACCAUCGGCAUCCUAGUGUCUGAGAAAUCGGAGCUACAAACGGCCCUGUCUUACACACAGCAGGCGGCGCGACACAAGACAGGUGUGUGUGAGCUUGAGUGUGAGAGAGAGAGAGAGAGAGUGUGUGUAUGUGUGGGUCACAAUUCAGCCUUUUAUAAAUUCCUCUUCAGUUGUAAUGAAGCAUUAACCUCAUGUUUGCGUGUGUAUGUGUGGUGUUUUUCAGAUCUGAUGGUGGACAUGCUGGGUGUGCUCGCCAGCUACAGUAUCACAGUGAAGGAACUGAAGCUGUUCUUCAGUAAACUGAAAGGAGAACAAGGCCAAUGGCCUCCUCAUGCUGUCAAGCUGCUUUCCGUGCUGAAGUGCAUGGCUCAAAGAAAUGGCCCAGAUUCCUUUUUCAGCUUCCCAGGGAAGAGUGCUGCGUGUGGUCCAGAGUCACAUAUGAGUGUAUGUUAUAUGAAUAUGGUCUGUGUCAGUAAUGUGAGCGAAGAGUCCAGACAGCAGAGCUCAGAGCUGUCCGAGCAUCUCAAGCUGAGAGUAAAUGAGAACAACGGCUUGAAGCAGGAGGUUGAUGAGCUCCGUAAGCAGCUGGAGAUGGCCGACAGCAUGCUGCAGCAGUUCUCCAGUCAGUCAGGUUCUCCGUCUGAGCACCAGCAGGUUCAGCUCCUCCUGGAAGAAAAGCACCAGAUAGAGGCUCAUGCAGCUCAGCUGAUGGAGUCGGUGGCUCAGCUGCAGGUGGAGAGAGAUCAGUACGCUGUACAGAUACAGGAGGAGGGACACGUGUGGAAGGACAAAACAGAACAGCUUCUGUCUCAGGUGCGUCUGAUGUCAGAGGAGCGCGACAGCACUGCUGCUCAGAUUCAGGAGCUGCAGGAGAAGAUCACAGAGCUGGAGAACGCUACAGCUCUGAUGAGUAAAGAGCAGGAGCCGCAGGCCGUGUCACAGGCCUCAGGCCCUUCAGAAAGUGAACUGGCCCUUCAGGAAACCAUCAGCAGCCUUCAGGAGGAGAGAGACGCUCUCAGUCUGCAGUACCAAGCACAGGUGCGAGACAACGAGCAGCUGAGCCGACUGGUGCAGGAACAGGAAGUGAGGCUGGAAGAACUGGAGAGACACGCAGAACGCUCCGCUGAAGAGGCUCAGGAUCGACUCCAGAUUCUGGAGGAUGUCCAGAGCGACAAGGCCACCAUCAGCAGAGCCCUGGCCCAGAACCGAGACCUCAAAGACCAGCUGGCCGAGCUGCAGAACGGCUUCGUCAAGCUGACCAAUGAGAACAUGGAGCUGACCAGCGCUCUGCAGUCCGAGCAGCACAUCAAGAAGGAGGUCGCUCGUAAGAUUGGUCAGCUGCAGGAAGACCUGCACAAUGCCAAAGAACAGCUGCAGGAGAAGUGCGGAGAGCUGGCGUCUGCGCAGGAGCACAGGGAUCAGUGUCUGGCUCACCUGCAGCAGUACAUGGCUGGAUACCAGCAGCUGGUGGCGGAGCGAGAACAUCUGCACCAUCAGUUCCUGCAGCAGGCGCAGCUGAUGGAUCGACUGCAGCACGACGUGGUGCAGGGCAAAGUGCAGCUGGAGCAGAGUCACGUGCAGCUGCAGGAGGCGCAGGAGAAACUGAACCAGCUGGCUAGAGAUAACGAUGAGCUGAAGACGGAGGUGCAGGAGCUGCUAAACAGCUCGGCUCUGAACACCUCACACAGAGACGACGGUGAUGGCUUGGAAAGUUAUUCUCUCCCAGAGAGCUUCCAGAAGUCACACAUCAUCAUCCCAGAAGACUUUGAGAGCAGAGAAGAGAUGGAGGAGUUUAUUCACUCUGCUCUGUCGCGUCUGGAGGAAGAGCGAGAUGAGAUGAGCCGCCGGUUCGAGGAGGAGAGGAGACUUCAUCACGCUGUUCGACAGCAGAUGGCAGCCAUGAGCCACGAGCAGCAGCAGCAUCAUCAUCAUCAUCAUCACAGCACAGGAGGCUCUGACGGGGUCCCGGUGGAGGUGCACAAGGCUCUGCGGCUGGCCAUGGAGAAACUCCAGGAGCGUUUCACGGCGCUCAUGCAGGAGAAGGUGGAUCUGAGGGAGCGACUGGAGGAGCUGGAGCACCACUGCAUUCAGCUGUCAGGAGAAACAGACACCAUCGGUGAAUACAUCGCGCUGUAUCAGAACCAAAGAGCCAUCAUGAAACAAAGACACUAUGAGAAGGAGCAGUACAUCAGCAUGCUGGCCAAAGACAAGGAGGAGAUGAAGGCGAAGCUAGCGGAGCUGCAGGAUCUGGUCAUGCGUCUGGUGGGCGAGCGUAACGAGUGGUACAGCAGGUACAUGAGCGCCGUUGGUAACCCUGACCUCCUGUCCUCCGGAGGAGAACGCCUCCAUCCUGCUGACGGACACACGGAAAGCCCAGCCGUUCUGGAGCUGAGCGCAGCGGAGGAGGCGUCUACAGCGCCUCAGUCCAGCACAGACCCACAGACUCAAUCCCAGAGUCCAGAGAGGCCUGGAUCCGCACCGGACGGCACGGCCCGCCAGAUCAUGCAGCUCCUGCAGGAGAUCCAGAACCCUCAGGCCAGACCCGCUCCCUUCCUGGGAGAAAACCCCUGCAUCCCGUUCUUCUACCGGCCCGACGAACAAGACGAGGUCAAGAUCCUGGUGGUCUGACAGCGUCCGUCUCUGUAGGAAACCCGAAUCUUUCCUGCUUGGCUUCUGGCGAAAAGGACACACGUAUUAAAUGGGUUUUCCCUCUUUGUUUCUCUGGUUUCUACAGCGAAUAAGAGAAAUUUGAUGACUUCUGAAGCUUUCCGGUUACGCUCGGUUUGUCUGUAAACCAGUUAAUCCAUAAGAAUAUCAGUUUUUGCUGCUCUGUGUCUUGUCCCUCUCCCAUUUGUCCUCUUUCACUUUAUCAAACAAGUGCAAUAGACAGGUGACACAUCAGUGAUUCAUAUCAGUAUGAUUCAGAUCGUGAACUCCUUAUGUAAUGAACUCGCACACUAACUAGGGUACAGUAAUGAGUAAUACUGAUAUGAUAAAGCAGGUCUGGACCGAGACGAUGAAGUGUUUUCUGAGAGCAUCAGAUAAUGAAGUGUUUAUGUAGGGCAGAUUACUGAGAAGGAAAUGAAUCGGAAUUAAACAUUUAUUGAUGAAUCAUUCGAUCGGAUUCGAUGCUUUAUGCAUCACAUUGUAGGUUAGAAUCGAGCCGAGAGUGUUCGGUGGACACAAGAAGUUUAAAACCGAGUUGUUUUGCUUUUCUAAUUGGGAUUUAUUGAAAGAUGUAGUUAUAAUUUCUUCCCUAAAAACACACGAGCACCUGUUUUUUGUAGACUGCGUGACGUCGAAGCUUUCGAGAUGUUGGCGAUUGUUUGCGGCUAACUUUAUGACGCUAGUGUCCGUCAGCUGAGAGUUUGGAGUGGCGUGUGUAUGUGGAGUGAAUGAUAGAGCGUUUAUGAGAGCUGGACAUAUACUAGAGAAUAUAUGAAGAUAUAUUGAACGGUGAUUUCAUUCAUAAACAUCCUCCACCAUCAGAUUUGGCAACACUUUCUGUGAAGAUAAAGCUCUUCCUCAUGUCUUGCAAUUGUAUGUUUUUGUAAAUAAAUGUAAUCGCAGCUACACCUUUAAAGAGUGUGAUGCAUUUUGCAUGCAUUAUGCUCUUUAGAAGUGAAUGCAUAUUAAUCUACAGGUACUUACAAAAACAUUCAACCAAUUCUGAAGUAGAAUGCAUUGUGCAUUGCUCUCUAAUGCAUUGUAUUUACACGCAGGCUUCAUAGAAAGUGUUGCCGUAUCUGUAUUCACCUGAAGAAUUGAACUCAUGUAUGUGGUUAUAGCUGGAAGGCGUGUGGAUCGAGUUUACAUCUGAAUAAUGUGUUUCACCCUGCUGCACUUUUGUGAGUGUCGAGCUUCUGCAUCAUUUCUAUCUGCGCUCUCCAUGUAUGAAUAUAUUUUCCAGUGAUUGUUUUGGGCGUGGGCUUUAAUCAGACAUUGAUUGUUUUGCUUGUUCAUGUAACAGACGUGUAAAUAGUGUAACUGUGUAUCAUACUGUAUAUUGACUGGGGGAAGGCUUGCGUUUGCCUGCUGAAGACUCAGUGCGAAGAGAGGACGGGAUGUUUGUGUGGUUUCAUACUGCGGCUGAACUAAAGGAGAAUUCUAUUUAUUUGGGAUAAUUGCACUAAUCUGUUUUACUCUAGACUGAUGGAACACAAUGAAGGAAUAAUGAGUAGUUCGAGUGAUGAUUUUCCUCCUAAAUAAACCUGAUUGAGCAAAAUGAAGCCCA
Messenger RNA from Sinocyclocheilus anshuiensis, 4980 nucleotides. It is a transcript of the gene golga2, whose product is annotated as golgin A2. Lineage: Eukaryota; Metazoa; Chordata; Actinopteri; Cypriniformes; Cyprinidae. Gene Ontology annotation, molecular function: protein binding. The record is from RefSeq and is a predicted model, not a curated record. Gene Ontology annotation, biological process: Golgi organization. The transcript has 28 exons. The coding region runs from base 6 to 3374 and encodes 1122 amino acids. Gene Ontology annotation, cellular component: Golgi cis cisterna; Golgi apparatus; Golgi cisterna membrane.